CUCACACAUAGAUCAAUGCGCGGACACGCUGGUAUUUAUUUGUGUGUCUCUCGUGGGGUCUCUUCUGUCUGUUAGUGAUAGAAAAAACCUCACAUUCGUGUUUUCUACGGGUUGAUUAAGUGUAUGUCAGAGCUGGUCCCCCUCGGUCUGUCAGUGGGUGGUGACAUCAUUUGGAUCCUUUUGGUUGAUGAUGAUGAUGAGGAGGAGGAGGAGGAGCUAGCUGGUAGCUGCAGAUGUUGACUACUUGUGGACUAACUAACGAGCUGAAGUAGAAACACGGCACAUGAGGUCCUGCUUGCUCCAUUGAAAAGACAUGACAAAGAUCCCAGGAGAGAAUCACUCUUUGGAUUCUACAAUGGAAACCAGCAUAGUCUCAGCCUUCCAAUGACACUCCCACCUCCCUUUUUCUUGUCUUGGUCUACACCCCUCUUUUAAUUUUAUUCAAUAUUUUAUGGUACUGUACUUUCACUCGUCUCCGUUUCUGCUGCUGCCAGGAACCUCUUUAUCACUGUUCUUCACUUCCCUGUUACCUCCACUGAGUUGAGGCUAAAGGCUGUAAAUCCCGCACAAUGGUUGCUGAGGUAGACUCAGCGUCUCAGGGCAGCGCUAUGCGGCUGAAGCAGGAGAUUUCCCUCCUCCAUGGGGUCUGUCUCAUCGUGGGAAAUAUGAUAGGCUCCGGUAUCUUCGUCUCGCCUAAGGGGGUUCUUAAGUACACAGGCUCAUUUGGCCUGUCCCUGGUAGUGUGGGCCAUUGGAGGGAUAUUUUCUGUAUUUGGAGCGUUAUGUUAUGCUGAGCUGGGAACUACCAUCCGUAAAUCUGGAGCGUCCUACGCCUAUAUCCUGGAGGCCUUUGGCGGCUUCUUGGCUUUUAUCCGACUGUGGACGUCGUUGUUGAUAGUUGAGCCAGCUUGUCAGGCGGUGAUUGCUCUGACCUUCUCCAACUACCUCGUCCAGCCCUUCUACCCCACCUGCCCAUCCCCCUAUUUCGCCGUCCGCCUCAUCGCUGCUGUCAUCAUAUGUCUGCUGACUUGUGUGAACUGUAUGAAAGUGAAGUGGGGCGCUAUUCUUCAGGUCAUCUCCACCGUAGCAAAGGUCCUGGCUCUCAUCGUCAUCAUCAUUACUGGCCUGAUAAAGCUGGGACAAGGUUUUGACCAGAACUUUGAAGACUCAUUCAAAGGCUCCAAACUGGACCCUGGUGACAUGGCCCUGGCCCUGUAUUCAGCACUUUAUUCCUACUCUGGUUGGGACACGCUUAACUUCAUCACAGAGGAGAUCAAAAACCCUGAGAGGAAUCUGCCUUUGUCCAUCGCUAUUUCCAUGCCCAUUGUCACCGUGAUCUACAUCAUGACCAACAUAGCUUACUACGUCGUCAUGGAUGCAGACCAAGUGCUCAGCAGUGACGCUGUUGCUGUGACGUUUGCAGAUGAGGUGCUGGGCUGGGGUCGAUGGCUGAUCCCGCUGUCUGUGGCCAUUUCCUGCUACGGAGGCCUCAACUCCUCCAUCAUUGCUGCCUCCAGGUUGUUUUUUGUUGGUUCCAGAGAAGGCCAUCUGCCUAAUGUGCUGUGCAUGAUCCACAUAAAGCGUUACACCCCAAUCCCUGCCUUGCUUUUCAAUGGUGGCAUGUCUCUGUUGUACCUCUCUGUGACUGACGUUUUCCAGUUGAUCAACUACUUCAGUUUUAACUACUGGUUGUUCAUCGGCCUGUCAAUAGCCAGCCAGAUCUACCUCCGUAUCAAAGCUCCUGAUAUGCACAGGCCUGUUAAGCUGCCUUUGUUCUUCCCGAUCGUUUAUUGCUUGUGCAGCAUAUUCCUGGUAGUGGUUCCCCUCUACAGCGACACCAUGAACUCUCUGGUGGGAAUUGCUGUGGCCUUGUCUGGUGUACCAGUCUACUACAUUUGUAUCCACCUGCCGCCCAGCUCCAGACCAGCCUUCCUCAGAAAGAUACUCGAUGGGAUCUCUCUGUACACCCAGAAACUGUGCCUGUGCUGUGUGACUUCGUCUGAUAUCGACCUGGACAAUAUAGACCCAGGGAAGAUCGAAUGAUGGAGCUACAAAGGCCUUGUGUGAAAUGGAAGAGUGAGAAUGAACACAAAGGCAGAUGUGAUCUGCAGACAAUGAGGAUUUAGAUGAGUAUAACUUGAUUUGAAGAAGAAACUGGAGAGGUGAGCUCAACACAUCUCUUCUCUCACACGAGGAGCCGUAAGAAUAAAAGAGCAGGAUUUUCCUCAGAAUGAAUAAAUAUGUUGUACAUGAUAACCCUCCAACAAACAGCACUGUACAGAUUAACUCAGUGGAACUUGAGCACAUUCACAUGCUUUUACACAAUGCAGUGUUGGCAUGUGCCCAUACACUGCAACUCACACAUGCACAUGAGCUGACCGGAAGCCUUAGGGUGACACUGCGACAAAUGGAAAUUAACAACCUGAUCUAGAAGGAGGUGACUCAGCAAAGAUGCCUGAGGUGAUAUAUUCACAAACAGGAGGUUGUUACAGAAAAUGCACAGGUGGAUUUGGAAACGUCUCGUGUUAACAAGAGUUACUGUUGCUGUAGCCGAUGUGAAUGGGAAAGAUGAGUCUCAGUGGUUCAAAUCUUGUUGCCCUUUAAAAGAAUACUUUGUCACCAAAAUGAUAAUUUGUAUGUCAAUUGCUGUUUCCUUGGAUUCUUGAAGAAAACUUUGUUGCUUCUCUCAUACCUCCACGGUGAAUCAAAAAACGGAGAUAAUACUUGACGACUUUAUCAAUCUGUUUACAAAGUCUAUCUCUUUCUCAGGCUUGGUGUCCACAGUGUUUUUAAAUAGUACGGUUUUAGUAAAAGUGCAUGCGUUUGGGAAGUGGUGAGCAGACGACUGCAUAAAUGAGACUUUGGAGUUUUUUUCAAGGUAACACUGGAUGAGUAAUUAAUUUAUUAAUUAUUAAUUAAUACAAAUGCUCAUUCUGUGGGUGGAGUCAUAAUAAUCUGUUGCAAAUAUCACCGGAUGCUGAACAAUUGAACUUUUUCCUUAUUUAAUUUUUUUUAGGGCCUUUAAGAUCAUAUGAUGAACUAAUCAAUGCUUUUUGCUUUAUUACAAGUCAGAAAAAGAAACUUGAAGCUCAACAGAGGGAUCAUUUGCCAGUGAGUUGUACUGACUAUAAUAAUUAUACAGUUCUGAGUUUCUUUCUCUUUUUUCUUCUUCUUCUUCUUGGACUUGUUGACAGACCUCUAAAAACUGCAGCAAAUUUGCACAUCACAUCUGCGUUGUGUUGCACAAUUACCUUGGUUAUAAGAAAGCUUUUAUUCUAAUCUAUUAGUGGAGGACCAGAUGGAGAUGGUUUGUAAGAGAUUAUUUACAAAAUAGUUUUUAUUCCUUGCAGUUGGAACACGCUUGUUAUGGUGUGUCGGUUGACUUUCAUAACUAAUGUAACGUUUGCAAAAUGUUUUCUUUUCUCGCCUGAAUCCUCUGAAUGCAUCUUGAUGGUUUUAUUUGAUGAGGUUGCCUCCUAGUGGUAGCUAAUAUUAAGUCCCAGGACCAAAUUUAAGUCCAUCUGUGUUUAUGCUGUUACUGUCACCUUGUUCUCUCUUUUCAAACAAACUCAAACUAGUGAGAGGAUUGUACUUGUAAUGUUAUGGAUGUAAAAGAAAAGGUUUUUAAACGUGAUUUUAUGUUUGUGGAUUAAGCAAAUUUUCCUGCUGCACUCCUGGGUAAUGUUUGUCUCCAGAAACAAGCCACGCUGAUGUGCACACGGCGUCACUGAUGUUUAUGACCUUUCUCUUGUUGUAAGAGUUUGUAUCCUAGAUGGGAUAUUUAAUGUAAUGUUGCCUUGUGAAUAUAUCACCAACGUGGACCAUUUAUUCACCGUGCAAAGCCAAAAGUCUCAUAGUUGGGACAUUGUUCUGCUCACAGAGCCCGUAGCAAAGUAGCUCUGCUUUCUAGUGAGAAGUAUAGCUGUAGUGUUGAACUACGGGUAGAAACAAGUCAAACUUUGGCGUUUGUACUGUAGUACUUAUGAACUAUAUGUGCCUUGCGUGAGUGUGGACCGCCAAAGGCCCUGUCUAUUUUUGAUAUCGUUACGGAGCUCUUUUGUCUUGAGCACAAUCCUAUUGACACGCUGCUGUAGGGUUUGCCAAAUGUUCUUCAGGUGGUAGAGCAUCUUCAGAUGUUGUAGUGGAGGUCAGUCAGAACAGUAUGUAGUGUCUUCACUCCAGCACUUACACAACACCAGCCGACAGAAGCACACCGAUAUGUUUAAUGUUGCUUUCUCUGGACUCAGUGUCAUCAUUUAAACCAAACUACUACUUGUGUGUGUUGUUGAGGAGAAAACCACCAUAUAUCUGCAGUAAACACAGAAUAUUUUCCAUGUAUUUCCAUAUAUAUUGUCAUGUUAUCAACUUGUAUACUCAGAAAUCACAUGACUUGAAUGUUGCAGUAUAUUUGUUGUGUUUUCAUUGAGUACCAAAUAGCGACUGUUUUCUGGUUAUGUUUGACAAAGUUGGAGUGUUUAGUGUUUGAGCAGAACUGGUUUAAGUGCUCACUUUGUUGACUGUUUUUAUUUAUUAUAUUUUGGACACAUGCAAACCAAACGGCAAGAGGAGCUUUCCAGUUGAAUUCUAGUUUUCCCAGUAUGAGACAGGAAGGUGCUGUGUUUUUAUUUGAAUAAAGUACAGACUGUGCAUUUCAGUGA
Molecule: messenger RNA, 4657 nt
Organism: Cottoperca gobio
Lineage: Eukaryota; Metazoa; Chordata; Actinopteri; Perciformes; Bovichtidae
Product: Y+L amino acid transporter 2
Biological process (GO): amino acid transmembrane transport
Cellular component (GO): membrane
Molecular function (GO): basic amino acid transmembrane transporter activity; L-amino acid transmembrane transporter activity
Source: RefSeq, a predicted model, not a curated record